GCGGAGAGCAUUUACAGAGAGUCAGUGACGCUCUGUGUUACAGGUUCGAUGAAAUAAUGCGUGGCGUGGUGAACGCUAUUCUUGAUCGGCGUUGAUGUUUAACGUUUUCGGUUCUACGCGGUCUUCCUAGUUUAUUGUGUCUUGCAUGACGUUAGAUUUGUCUUUGUCGGGAGGGCGUGCAAUUUUCACGAUCUCCGUACGGAUAUCUGCGUGACGAUGCCAAAGAGAAAGAAUCAGGCUCUUAUAGAUUCUGACAGUAGUGGCAGUGUGUCGGAAAGUGGUUCGGAUUUGGAUAAUGACUUGUUAUCGCUUGCUAAAAAGAAGAAAGGAAAAUCGCAAGAUGACUCUCAAUCCAAUGAAGACACAGGAACCGCUAAAAAAGAUAGCAAACAUGAUUCAGAUACAUCAGAUUCAGAUGAUGAUUGGGGUGCAAAGGCUGGUAAAAAUAAGAAAAAGAAAGUGCCAACUAAACGAAAUAAACGAAAGAUGACAAAGUCUAGCAGCGAAGAAAGUGCUGGUGAAAAAGAACCUGAGAAGGUCUCUGAACCAGAAGAAGGUGAGGUAUCAGAUUCCGAUGCUAGUGUCUCUGAUUCCAGCCAGGAAGAAUUUAAUGAUGGAUAUGAUGACAAAUUGAUGGGAGAUGCAGAGGAUCAAGCAAGACUUGCUCAAAUGACAGAAAAAGAACGUGAACAAGAAAUCUUCAAACGCAUUGAACAAAGAGAGAUAAUGAAAACAAGAUUUGAAAUCGAAAAGAAAUUGAGGAUGGCCAAGAAACAGGAAUUGAAGAAGCAAAAGGAAUCAAGGAAGAAGGAGAAGAGUGCAGAAGAGAAGAAAGUAGACAGAGCCCCAGAUCCUAAGGAAAGAAGUAAGGAUCGUAAGAAGACAAUAGAGGAGAAGCAAGACAAAAAAUUCCAUGCUAUGUCUCUGCUGAAAGCAAGGAGAGAAGAGAAGAAGGAAAGAGAGGAAAAGGAAAAACAAAGGAUAGAGCAGCAGCAACAACAAUCGAAGGACAUUGAGGAAGAAGAAUUGGAAGACGAUCACAAAGGAGGUGCAAAUAAAACAAAGCUUAAGGCAUCUGAUAUUUAUUCAGAUGACAGCGGUUCAUCGGACAGCGGUGAAGAUGAAGAAGCUCCUAAACCGUCAUCUCAUCGCAGGUCGUCUUCAAGCGACAGUAGAGAUUCCGAUUCUGAUAAUGACAAAAAAUCUGUUACUAGUAACAAGGCUAAACCGAAAAAGCCAAUAUACGUUAGUACCAAGGAAGAUCUCAACAAAAUCAGAUUGUCUCGCCACAAAAUGGAGAGAUUUGUGCACUUACCCUUCUUUGACAGAGUAGUGCAAGGCUGCUUUGUCAGAAUUGGAAUUGGAAAUAACAACGGAAAACCCGUCUACAGAGUGGCUGAAAUUAGCGGAGUCUGUGAAACAGGAAAAAUUUAUCAGCUCGGUGGUACAAGAACAAACAAAGGCUUAAAGUUAAGACAUGGAGCUCAGGAACGCGUGUUUAGACUAGAGUUCGUGUCAAAUCAAGAAUUCACAGAAUCUGAAUUUUUCAAAUGGAAAGAAACUUGUGCUCUGCAAGGAAUAUCUAUGCCCACAUUCGAAGAGGUUGAACAGAAAUUGAAAGAUAUCAAAGAAGCUCUGGUUUAUGAAUUUAAAGAAGAAGACAUAGAGAAAAUAGUACGGGAGAAGGAAAGAUUUAAACAAAAUCCGUACAACUAUGCGAUGAAGAAAGCACAGCUCAUGCGAGAAAGAGAUGCAGCUAAUUGCAGAGGAGACGAUGAAACUGCUAGCCGACUGAAUCAAGAACUGAGCGAGCUUGAGGAACGUGCUUCGGAGCUGGAUAAAAUGCGAACUGCUACAAUAUCCAGUAUAUCAUACAUUAACGAUCGUAAUCGGAAGAAGAACGUCGAGGAAGCAGAAAAAGCUAUAAUGGAAGAGAUCAAAGCUAACAAAGGUAAAAAGGUAGACGAUCCGUUUACUAGACGUAGCACAAAACCAAGGAUGGUUUAUAAACCAGAAGACGACGACGUAGCAACCGCGGCUCCGGUAAACGAUAAAACAGCUCCCCAACAAACUGAUGCUGUCGCAACAAGUAACGACAAAGAAAACGGACAGGAGACAAAGAAGAAGCAAAGCACUGAAGAUUUAUUUAACGCUCAUGAUUUUGACAUUACAAUAGAUUUGGAGGUACCGAUUCCGAAUAAUCCUGUUAGUGUUUUGCCGAAGCCUAUUAGCAAUAUCAAAGACACAGGACCUCGGCGAUCACUAAACUUAGAAGAUUAUAAGAAAAAACGGGGACUCAUCUAACGCCCUAUUAGCUUUAGAGAUCGGAAGAAUGUUUCAAGGAUAAGUUGUAAACGUAAUCGUGUAGUCAUUGAACUAUACACACUUCUGUCCUUGGAUAGCCGGAUUACUUUGUAAAAGCAAGGAUAAAAUCUUGUAUCAGUUGACUGAGAAACUAGCUUAUGUAUAGUUCUCGUAUAAGUUUUGUUUCGUUAUAAAUAAUGACUCCUUCUUUUUAAAAGGAUAUAGGUGGUUCCUACCAUAUAGCUAUUAUAGCCGCGUGAUCAUAAUUACUGCAUUCUGUAUUGAGGAAUGCCAUUCCAAUGUUCGUGAAGGUAUGUUUCGCUUCAUAGACACUGUUAAUGAGUACUUAAAAAAAAAGUAUUAUGAUUUGAUUUAUUUAAGAACUUUGUUAUUGCAUUUGUUCCCCUCUAUUGGUAACAUUACUUCUCUAUCUUUUACAAAGAGUAUAAAUACAUCUCAUCAAUACGAAAAGGAAAAUAAAAAAGAUUAAAACGUAGCUCUAUUUAUAUCUUAAUCAAAAAAAUAAUGACGAGCAAAUAGUUGAAGUAACAAAAAAUCGGUAUUGCUUAUAGAUAUACUAAUCAUAAUUUACGUACAUUAUUAUAUAAAGUUUUCUGUGUUCUGUAUGGUAAAAUAAAUAUCAAUAAGCGACCACCUUAUACAAAGUUACAUGAAUAUUCGAAAUCUACAGAGAUAUUAGUUACGUACUCAAUUUUUAUUACUUGAUACCAUUAAAGCAUACUUAUCAAUAUUUUUUUAUUCUUCUGCAGUGCUUUAUGAUUGUUAAUUGCACUGCAAAUUACUGCCAAUAUAUACUGGCUAUGGAAGUUUCAACAUAUGUUUUACAAAAGAAAUUUGUACAUAUUCUCUAAAGGAUUUAAAUAAUUUAAAGGCUAAAUUCAUAUAUAUAUAUAUAUAUAUGCUCUACGAAAUAAUGACAAAAACAUAUUUUUAGAUGUGUACUUUUCGUUUUUCUAGUUAAUCGAAUAAUUAUUGUUGUCUUCAUUCUAUCAGAUUAGGUAAAUAUUAAUUAUGUUAUGCUAGUAAUUUUGACUAAUAUUCACUGAAUAUUAGGUAUCUUUUACUAUACUUCAUCUGUCCAUUAGAUUAUUCUUUUUACUCAUGAUCAUGAAUAUGAUAUCUUGAAUAAAUAAAGUUUUAUACUUUACAUUAAAAGGAUGCAUUUUUUAAUUACGUAUAUUUAGUUAGGUAAUCGAACAAUCGAAAGGAAACGAAAUCUUCAUUUAAUAACACAUAAGAUUAACUUAAAAUUUUAUUUAUUCAGGAUGUUGAAGACUUAUUUCAAGUGACAAUUUACACGUAAUUAUACGUGCUUAUACGUAUAUUAUUAUAGAAUGCUGACUAGUAUGUAAUGUUAAAAUACAGCAUGUAUUUGUCAUUAUCCACAAAUUUGCCAAAACUGUACAUAUAUGUAUUUAAGCAGUAUAUUAUUAAAAAAUUAUAGAGAAAUUCAUAUUUUUAUUUACAUUACGAGAAUCUUACAUUUUUAUCUUUUAUAGGAAUUAAGGGCUUAAGUAGAUUAGCUUCAAAGUGGAUGAAACUUUAUAAAGACUCACUUAUGUUUGCUAAUAGAGAAUGGUUUGGAACCUAUACAAAUUAUAUAUACAUAUAAUACUCGGUUUUUAUAUUGAUAUAAAUUGUUAGUAUAAUAUACAUUAUUCUGCUAUACCAUUAAUCUAUAGUUUGUAUGCUUAUAGAUCAUAUCUUUGUUUCUUAGCUGAUAUUGUAUAUUAUCGUGAACGAACGAAAUUAUUUAACAUUACUGACAAAAAAAUGAUAAAUUGUAUUAAACAGAUCUCUUACUGUACUAACUGUAGAUGUAAGGUGUACAAUGGGUACACAUUAUAUCACAGUAUCUAGAAUUAUUGCUGCAACCUGUAUUUCUCAUC
Molecule: messenger RNA, 4214 nt
Organism: Nomia melanderi (Alkali bee)
Lineage: Eukaryota; Metazoa; Arthropoda; Insecta; Hymenoptera; Halictidae
Gene: Rtf1
Product: RNA polymerase-associated protein Rtf1
Cellular component (GO): Cdc73/Paf1 complex
Molecular function (GO): RNA polymerase II C-terminal domain phosphoserine binding; DNA binding
Source: RefSeq, a predicted model, not a curated record